This is a messenger RNA of Rhipicephalus microplus (southern cattle tick), 1893 nucleotides long. Its product is annotated as inhibitor of growth protein 5. Gene Ontology annotation, cellular component: nucleus. Gene Ontology annotation, biological process: regulation of DNA-templated transcription. Lineage: Eukaryota; Metazoa; Arthropoda; Arachnida; Ixodida; Ixodidae. The record is from RefSeq and is a predicted model, not a curated record.
CUCGGCAUCUGACGCUAGAUUCGAAAAAGCAAACGAUGCAUUUUGUUUUCUUAUUCAGAAGCAUAUUAUGAGAACCUUGUUACCAACUUUAAUAAAUAUUUCUUAAACUCUAAAUGUGGUAAGUGUGAGCGCUGAACUUGUUCUUCAACUACAUUUUUGAGCAAGCUGCAGUGCAAGCGACACCAUGAAAGUCUGCGGAAAUGAAAAUGAAAAAUGGCGACCGCCGUGUAUUUGGAACAUUACCUUGACAGCCUGGAGACUCUACCAUCCGAACUUCAAAGAAAUUUCAAUUUGAUGCGAGAUCUUGACACUAGAGUGCAGGGACUUUCUAAGAACAUUGAAAAGUUGUCCCAGGCAUAUAUGAACAAUGCUAAGAAUUAUACAGCAGCUGAACGGGUAGAACAAUUGGAAAAUAUCAGAAAAAUGUUUGAAAAGGCCAAGGAAUAUGGCGACGACAAGGUUCAAUUGGCCAUGCAGACAUAUGAAAUGGUGGAUAAGCACAUUAGGCGUCUUGAUGCUGAUUUAGCCCGCUUCGAGGCAGAGCUGAAAGAGAAGGUUCUAAACGUCCAGGGGAGUGACUCGGAGAGCACCUCAAAAAAGCGGGGAAGAAAAACACAAGACAAAUUAGAGAAGAAGAAGACUAAGCGUGGACGCUCAAUGUCAUCGGAUGAUGAAGUUCCAAAACCUUCGCGCAAGAAACUCAAAGGUCAGGUCUCCCAACCAACAGAUGUUCCCCUGCUGCAGUCCAUCAGUAUAUCACAUCCAUCUGAUGUGCUUGACAUGCCUGUAGAUCCAAAUGAGCCCACCUAUUGCCUGUGUCACCAGGUCUCCUAUGGGGAGAUGAUUGGGUGCGACAACCCUGAUUGUCCAAUUGAGUGGUUUCACUUCACCUGUGUUGGCCUCACAAGCAAACCCAAGGGAAAGUGGUUCUGUCCAAAAUGUUCCACCGAGCGAAAGAAGAAGUGAUUGCCUACACAAGUGUUGCAGUGUCUUGAACUUAAUCCAAUGCUAUAGUCUUCAUUGGGGAUAAGCUGUGUGCAUAUUGUGACUUAUUCGUGUAUGCAUCUGUGUGUAAAUGUGUACACAUUUUUUUUCCUAAAUAUAAGAGUGCCCAAUAUGUUUUAAGCCCUGACAUAGAAAAAAAAUAUUCUGUUAAUGAGAAGAUGUUAAUAUUUAUUCACCCAAGACUUGCCCCUUAUAUGUGGUUGCACUUCAAACAUAACCUUUUUUUUACAAUGAAUAAAAAAAAGGACAUUUUGCUACAUCCACAUAAGUUAUGGAUAUGUAAAAAGCAGUAUAUCUCAAAGUGUCUUUGAAGCAUGAAAAAAUUAACUUCGGUCAAAAGUUGGCAAAAAGGCGACGUGUUUGUUAUGUGUUGCCAUUACGAGUCUCCUGCAAUUUAGAAUGUCAUGUGAAAGCAAAGGUCUGCUUGCUCAUUUUUCCUCUGUGUAUCAUCAUCCAUGCUGAAGGGGAAAUGUUGCCAUGACUUCACUUUCCUGCUGUGGCUUGUGUUGCAAGGAUAGAGGGAAGUGGUAUUUUGUAGUGCUUUUGGGCUAAGUUGUGUUAUCUGCUAGAGAGGCCAUGGUAGCAGAGCAAGCUUUAUUGUUUCACCAGUUGCGUUUACAAAUUUUUAAUUUCUUUUUAAAACUGACGCCUAGUAAGCGACAGCACUUAUUGUGGAUAACAGUCUCAUGCAACACAUUCCACUGUUUUCUUUUGUCGGUGAUUUUUUACACUUAGAAGUGGAAUAAUGUGAAAAUUCCAUUGGAGAGUAUAGACUGUGUGUAUUUUUUUUUCUCGGUAGCAAAGACAUUACGUGUGUGUGAUUCUGACAUUGAAGAAAGAAAAGCUCGUACACAGCAUCUUCAUGGAAUACAAAUAUUUAUGAUGUGA